Emericellopsis atlantica is the source of this 2492-nucleotide messenger RNA. RefSeq lists its product as uncharacterized. The coding region runs from base 212 to 2353 and encodes 713 amino acids. The transcript has 3 exons. NCBI's taxonomy places the organism in Eukaryota, Fungi, Ascomycota, Sordariomycetes, Hypocreales, Bionectriaceae. The record is from RefSeq and is a predicted model, not a curated record.
GUGCUCACCAUUGAUGUACUACGUAGGUAGGCAGUAGAAAAAGGUGACAGACUGCAUAGAUGGAGAGGAAUGGCACAUUGCUCCGAGGCCCGAUGCACACUAGUGGAUCACUGUGACAUACUGAUGCCCGCUCCAACGUUCUUGACCAACUGUCAACUGUCGUGACCGCGCCGCUUUAUUUAGCAAUUUACUCUCAACACAGCAGAUAACCAUGCCUCGACUUGCAGGCUUCUCCGACAACCCUUUCCAGAGCCGAUCAGAUGUGAUAAAAGCCACGAUCGCUCUUCUCCGUCCACUGAUUCCCUAUUUUUCGCAGGGCAAAGGUCGAAUUGCAGUUCCAAGCGCGACGGCAGCGCACUUUGACGAGCGCCCAGCACAGCUGGAGGGCUUCGCCCGGCCUCUUUGGGCUGUUGGAGCUCUACUACUAGCCCUUGACCAUGGGGUCCAGGAUGGUCUAAAAGCUGAGAUCACAGAGCUGGUACAGCCAUGGAUCGAUGGUUUCAUCUCCGGAACUGAUCCAGAGCAUGCCGACUAUUGGGGCGUCAUGAACGACAUUGACCAGCGCAUGGUGGAAGCAGAGAUAAUCUCUUUCGCACUGCUUGCGGCGCCAGAGCAAAUCCUUGGGAAAAUGACAGACAAGCAGAGGGAAAAUGUUGCGGCCUGGCUCCGCUCACUUCACAAUCUCCCCAUGCCCGAGAACAAUUGGCGUUGGUUUCGCGUCUUUGCCAAUCUCGCCCUCGUCAAAGUCUUGGGGGAGCCCCUUGGCAAUGUCCAAGCGGAGAUCUCCGCAGACAUGGACAUUCUCGACUCGUUCUAUCGGGUUGAUGGGUGGUCAGCGGACGGGCCCUGGCAAAGCCGUGAACAGGCUCAGAGCGAGCUGGACGUGGCUGAGCGCACAGGAAGAAGGGAUACCGUCGGCAUCGGCCGACAAGCGGACUAUUACUCGGGAAGCUUUGCGAUACAGUUUAGUCAAUUGCUUUUCGUCCGGUUCGCGAGUGAUAUUGACCCAGCGCGGGCUGCACAGUAUCGUAGCAGAGCUCGCGACUUUGGCUCAGAGUUCUGGCGCUAUUUUGAUGCUUCAGGCGCUGCGAUACCCUUUGGGCGAUCAUUGACUUAUCGCUUCGCCUGCGGUGGCUUCUUUGCAGCUUUGGCCUUUGCUGAUGCCACUGAACCCAUGUCGCACGUCUUGUCACCAGGUGUGGUGAAAGGCCUCCUGUUGCGACACAUGAGAUGGUGGGCUUGGCACUCGGACAACAUUUUUUACCCGGAUGGCACUUUAAAUAUUGGCUGGCUGUAUCCGAACAUGUAUAUGGCAGAGGACUACAACUCGCCGCAGUCGCCAUAUUGGUGCCUCAAGACGUUGAUAGCAGUUGGAUUGCCUGAUGACCAUCCAUUCUGGACUUCUGAUGAAGAGCGUUACCCCUCCUUCUCUCCACCAGCGGCCUUGAUACGAGCCCCUGAACAAAUUGUGUGUAACCACCCUCAUGGAAACCAUCAUUUCAUGUUGACCCCGGGCCAAUGGGUUGCUUGGCCCAUGAAAUCCAAUCAGGCCAAAUAUUGCAAAUUUGCAUACUCUUCAUCGUUUGCGUUUUCCGUACCCACAGGUCCUCUGAUCCAACAGAUUGCGCCGGAUAACACCCUGGCACUCAGCAGGGAUGGGCGGGAGUCGUGGGCGGUGAAAUGGAAGUGUGAAGAGGUUUCCUUCCGAGAAGUGGUCCUCGGAGGAGGGGAAUUGUGUUCUGGGGUCUUGUCGGCGACCGUGAAAUGGUAUCCGUGGGGUGAUCGAGCAGUGUCGGUGGAAACGACACUCAUCCCUCCAACGGACAGCUGGCCUGACUGGCACAUUCGGGUGCAUCGCGUCUAUGUCAAGGAGGGGCUCAAAACACUCCAUCUUUCUGAGGGUGGAUUUGCAAUCUCAGGCCGCAGACUGUCUGACGGGCGCAAUCUUCCUGUUUUGGACGACGUGCCGGAAGAUGCGAAGAUGGGCUUGGAAGGGCUAAAGGAAGGUGAAGGUGAGGCUCUCAUCAUGUCCGAGGCGGGUGCCAGUGGUCUGGUCAGCUCGCUGAAGGGCGCUGUCGCCCCGUCUGAGUCCAGAGUCUCGGUCUUCAAGCCGGACUCGAACACCAACAUCGCUUGUCAGCGUACCCUGAUGCCGCUGACGGAGUAUGGCUUCUCUGGGGGCCUGAACGCAGGUACGGAAGUAUGCAUUGCGCAGUGCGUGUUUGCCGUUUCUACACGUGCAAAUGGACGCCAGCUUCCGCCAAAAACGCCAUUGCGAUCUCGUUGGCUCCAACGUCCUCGCCUGGUUUUUCACGACACGGGAGCCUUGGCAAUGGUCAAAUGUGUGCGUUAAGAAAUAAACCAGGCGUCCAUCAUUAGAAUAACGAUGUCCCUCUGUCUGGGACCAUGUGGUCAAUGCGAAAUCACUUGUCCCAGAGCUUUUGCUCUGGGUUGGUCCUUUUCAUAAGAUGUCUCUGCGUUUCGAUUUCCAA